Drosophila santomea is the source of this 3671-nucleotide messenger RNA. It is a transcript of the gene NfI, whose product is annotated as nuclear factor 1 C-type. The transcript has 9 exons. The record is from RefSeq and is a predicted model, not a curated record. Gene Ontology annotation, cellular component: nucleus. Gene Ontology annotation, biological process: regulation of transcription by RNA polymerase II. Gene Ontology annotation, molecular function: RNA polymerase II cis-regulatory region sequence-specific DNA binding; DNA-binding transcription factor activity, RNA polymerase II-specific. NCBI's taxonomy places the organism in Eukaryota, Metazoa, Arthropoda, Insecta, Diptera, Drosophilidae. Bases 204 to 2459 code for a protein of 751 amino acids.
AGAAUAACAGUUGACGAGAACCAAAAUCCACGCAGUCAUCUGCAAUUUGCCCAUUUUAAAUUUAGUCUAUAAGCACAAGUUUUGCAUAACACAGCUACUCAGUUAUUGUUCAGUGUGCUACAAAUUUUUAUUAUAUAUGUACAUACUGCUUUCGAUGUAAGCAAUGCCGUACUCGAUUCAAUGAAAAUAACAAUACCUGAGGUAUGUUUAUACCAGAAACUUUAAGAGGCUGUAUGAUCGAGACGGACGUUUCUUCUUAUCUGCAAACAUCAUCAUCGGGACAGGAUGAAUUUCACCCUUUUAUUGAGGCACUCUUACCGUACGUCAAAUCAUUUUCCUACUCUUGGUUUAAUUUGCAAGCCGCCAAACGAAAAUAUUAUAAAAAACAUGAAAAACGUAUGUCGCUGGAAGAAGAAAGACAUUGUAAGGACGAACUCCAGAAUGAAAAGACUGAGGUGAAGCAAAAGUGGGCUUCUCGUCUUCUUGGAAAACUCAGAAAAGACAUUACACAAGAAAGUCGAGAGGAUUUUGUUCAAUCUAUAAUUGGAAAAAGAAAAUCAAUUUGUGUUCUUUCAAACCCCGAUCAAAAAGGAAAAAUGAGACGAAUAGACUGCUUAAGACAGGCUGACAAAGUAUGGCGGCUUGAUUUGGUCAUGGUUAUACUCUUCAAGGCGAUUCCAUUAGAAAGCACAGAUGGUGAGCGGUUAGAAAAAAAUCCGGAAUGCUUACAUCCAGGAUUAUGUGUAAAUCCGUACCAUAUAAACGUUUCUGUUCGAGAAUUGGACUUGUAUUUGGCCAACUUUAUAAAUACUCAUAAUUCAUUUAAUAAUACAAAUACGUCUUUUACAACUACUCCGGGCGUAAGAUCGCCACAUUUAACUAUAUAUAAUCGAAGUAACGAUCCAAACAGAAAAGAUGAGGUCGCUGACAUGAAAAAUGACGUCGUUAGGCAAAAUCCAUAUAAUGGUGUAGUUUGUAAUGAUAUUAUUUUAGCAACUGGAGUAUUUUCUUCUCAAGAACUGUGGUCCUUAUCCAAAGAUUUAAUUUUAGGUGAAUCAAAUGAUGUAAGCCUAAGCUCUAACCUUAUAAAGAGGGAGAACACUGGAGCUACCUAUGAGUGUAAUACAUAUCAAAUUAAUUCUGAAUCUUCAAUUUCUGCUGCCCAGAGUCUGGUUCAAUCUGGGUCAAUUGUGGCUAAUCCAAUUCCACUUGGAUACAGCAUUGAUUUUAUAGAUCAGAGGAUUACACAAUUAUCGCAAAGUCCAUUGCAACGUACAGAAGGCACAAACGGCGAUGCCCAUGAUUCUAACAAAAACCAUCAAGGCAGCCCACCGCCGACCAGAACUGCAUCAGAUAAUAGUAUAAGUAGCUUUUCCUUGAUCGUAAGAGCUACUGAUAGUUCUAUUGGAGAUCCAAAAACAUCCUCGGACUCAUCCAUUUCCUUGCAUCGCUAUACGUCCUUAAAUAGUCGGACACUGCCCCAAGCUAUCCCACAACAUAGUUGCUCCUUGUUACAUUCGAAUUCCACUAGUCCGUCUAAUACUUUAUAUUACCCCCAGCAUAAUAAUACAAGACCAUCUCAAACAUCUUCCGUUGAGGAAGAAAAUCGUGCUGGCUCUGAUAAAUAUUCAACAGAGCCUCAAGAUAUUUCGGACUUUGUCACCUAUGUUUGUCAAGAUACUAGUCAUACGACAACUAUAACAGGAUCCGCUGAUACCCAUUCAUUUCAACACUCCCAUACACUCCCACAAGGACAUUCACCGCAUUUUCAAAUUCAUCAACAGCUGCGAACUGCAAAAUUGACAAACUCACCAUCAACUCAUUAUCACAGUACAAUGCUUCCGCCGAUGCUGCCUCCAAUGGCUCGACCUGUAGCUAUAAUUCGCAGUAGCAGUGAUCUAACCCUAGUCCAGUCCCCACCUCCAUCUGUAACGCUGACAGCACAAUCUACAAGCUCGAACAACAAUAGUUGUGUACCAAAAAAUAACUUGCAAACGGAUAAUAUUAGACUUGCAAGUAACCUAGACAACAGCAAUAGCCCAAAUAGCACAGAUGUUGUUCCACACCAUGAAAUGACCGGAACUACAUCUCCUCAACCGCAAUCACACACACCGGCCUUAGCGAGUCCCCAAUCUUAUUUGGAUCCUGAACGUUGUAAGCUUUUAUCAGCUGGCUCAAACAUAGGCAGAAUUACAACGCAAAUGUAUCCUUCAUCAAAUAAUAGAGAAUAUUUUAAUCAUUUUCAUUCGCAGCCCACAUCGCUUUUGGGAUAUGCCGGCUCUAUUUCUACAAUGUCUGGAGUUAUAAGUCCAACAGAUCUAACACUUUAUUCAGCUCCAAUGGCUGUAUCACGUUCAAGUACCAGGUCUAGAUGGAACGAAGAGGAGCAUAAUGUAAUUCCACAUGCUGUAUCUAGUACAAACAUGGAUAAUACUCAAGUUAUAUUAAUGGAAGACUGAAUUUAUUUCAGCGACUGGACGUUAUAUAGAUGAGUAUUCGAAUCGUGACUAUGUGUCAUGAUCUAAGCUCAAUAAAAGAAAAGUCAAUAAACUCUUUGGCUUGGGCAUGCCAAAAUGUUGGUUAUAAAAUCAGUAACUAAUAAGAGUACCUUAAAGAAAUACAUAAAAUCCUAUUGCAAUAAGUUUAAUUUUUAUAAUAAGGGAAUCAUGCUAGAUUAAGAAUAUAAAAAACGUUGUAUUUAAUUCUAACUAAUUAUAAUUAUUAUUAAAAGAUCUUCAGUAAUGUCUGUAUAAUUAGACCGUUAAAAAUAAUAUUUUAAAGUCCAUAAAUAAGCAGAAGAAAGUCAACUAUUAAUACGUCGGAGAGGUAUUAUUGUUUUAAUUAUUUUGUUAUUACUGGUCUUGCUAAUUUUAAUCGGAUAAAAAAUUGUAGCCACACCUCUUUUAAUGCAAUACGCUCAAAAAUGUCACGCCCACAGUUUCGAAAAAAUUUAGCAAAUUUCUUUUGUUUGCCAAAACAUAUUUUUGCUGUAAGGAUAAUAGUCACUACUUCCCUAACCUUUACGUUUAGAACAAUAUAAUAAUUUAUAAUUCAAGUACAAAAAAUAAUAGACACGCAUUGAAAUUCCCAGGCUAGACAAAAUCACUCUAUAAAACAGUAUUAAAUAUCUUAUUGCUUUGCAGCUUUUUCAAUUUGUCUAGUAUUUUUUUAUAAAUCCAUGCUUUUGUGAUCUUUAAAGAUAAACUCCUCUUAACUACUCUAUGACUAUAGUAACAGCGUUGCCAUAAAAAAAUUAUUGAAAUGCCAACAUAAAGCUACCAAAGUCUUAAUCCAUAUUUGAGACAUGUAUACUACAUUAUUAUUAAAGUAAUACGUAUAAACCUUUCAAUAGUAAAUGCAACAUUAAAUUGAAUAUUAAAGCAAUAUGAAUUUCCUUUUUCGAAAUUUAAUUUUAACCUAAGGCAUUAGUAAAUGCUUAAAUUAUAUGAACUAUCGAGAAUGUAUGUUAUAUAAGGCAACUUUUAUUAUGACAAUAGUAGCACAGGACAUCCAAUCGUUGCUUUUUUAUAAGUAAAGAAGACAAAUUUUAGAAAAUAGUCGAGUUUGAGUACAGCCGUGAAUCAUUAAACUUUUAAUAAUUUGAUUUUCUUAUGCAAGUUGAACUUAUAGAAAAUGAAUGAAAGCCGUUAUAAUAAGUGCCUGAAAUUUUA